Molecule: messenger RNA, 1440 nt
Organism: Pyricularia pennisetigena
Lineage: Eukaryota; Fungi; Ascomycota; Sordariomycetes; Magnaporthales; Pyriculariaceae
Exons: 6
Coding region: 1-1440 (479 amino acids)
Biological process (GO): regulation of DNA-templated transcription
Cellular component (GO): nucleus
Molecular function (GO): DNA-binding transcription factor activity, RNA polymerase II-specific; zinc ion binding
Source: RefSeq, a predicted model, not a curated record
AUGCAGUCAUCAUCGUCACAGGACUUGGAAAAAUACUGCUCCUCGAGUACGACCAAAGAGCAGAAGACAAGCGACCCGGAUUGGCGUAAUCUGAAGUACGCUGAGAGCGGUCACCACGGCCCCAAGGCGUGUGAGGUAGAUCCAUCGCCAGUUUUGCACUCGGUGAUCCAAAGCAGCACUGGCAGUUUCCAGGCUGGACCCAACAGAAGCUUCGUACCACAGGAUAAUCACAUUUACCACGCCGAGGCAGCGACGGACGCACUUCACAUUGCCAUAGCAGCCUCGCAAAUCGAAGCAGAGACAACGGUGCCGCACCUGGAGUCAACAACCCAAGUGACGCAACAGAUAUCCCAAAUUCACGUUACACAACCCGUUUGCAAGCAGCUCGCACAUCAAGCACAAAACGGCGCUGGGAAAAUAUGCGACAUCGAGCCCGACCAUAGCUACUUGCCAGGAAAUCACCGCGAUUCAGACGUUGUCACCAAUUCUAGGCUGGAUAAGACAGCGGUUCUGCAAAACGGAUAUAAAAAAUAUAAGCUAGGCUACCGCCGAAGUUCUGUUGCUUGUGAGCACUGCAGGCAGCGAAGAAUCAGGUGCACCAUCUUGUCUAAUGACUCUGAACGUCGUUGCAACAAUUGUAUCCGGUUGAAAAAGGCCUGCAACUUCACAGCAAAAGCCCGGCCUGUGUCCAAACAUAGGGGGAAGCCAAGGUCUCAAUCAGCGUCGGAAAUCGACAAGGUGGGCUCCGCAACUACUUCGCCAGCGAGUUCCCGUGCAUGGGGACACCAAGCAGAGAUACCGCAUCCAAUUGGAAUGCAAGAGAGGUUGCAAAUGGCAAAACCUAGUGGCUCCCAAGAUAUACCUAAGCUCUUUGACAGUCGCACUGGUUUAUCUUCUAACGCUGACGUUACCACCUGGUUUCCGGCGGCUUGUUUUGCGGACAAUCUCCCCUAUCUAUUGCAGACGCUGCGUCAUCUGCUCCUUCCCCGUACAACCUACAAGUCUAAACCAACCAUACUUACUCAUCGAGCAACAGAUGCCUUUCACAGCAACACCCUGCAAUCCUACAUAUACCCAAUUAUGUCAUUUGACCCGCAAAACCAGAAAACCUUUUGGACCCCAUACGGGACAAAAACAUUGGGACUACAUUCAAAUCAUAAUUAUAUCCAACCACAGGACCAGGUGUAUCAGCAACAGGUACCUGAUUUUAUAAACACAGGUCCCGGAGUGUCAGUAACUCAACAUGUAGAACAGAAAGACACAUCACACAACGUCCGAGUGGACCAGGUGUAUCAGCAACAGGUACCUGAUUUUAUAAACACAGGUCCCGGAGUAAAGACACAUCACACAACGUCCGAGUGGUGGGAAGCCGCCAAAAACCACAUUGUUGGGAUCAUGGAUGCAACGGUAGCCAAUUUGCGUCCCGUAGCAACCUUUUAA